Serinus canaria (Common canary) is the source of this 2620-nucleotide messenger RNA. RefSeq lists its product as uncharacterized. The coding region runs from base 771 to 1952 and encodes 393 amino acids. Gene Ontology annotation, biological process: virion assembly. The transcript is spliced from 2 exons. Lineage: Eukaryota; Metazoa; Chordata; Aves; Passeriformes; Fringillidae. The record is from RefSeq and is a predicted model, not a curated record.
UUUAUAGUCAUUAUAAUUAAAGAGGUGGCGCCACAUCUGGGGAGCUGGACUUCACCAGAUGGGAUUUGUCUUUAUUCUUGCGGAAACCAGGACCAAUAUUUCGGAAACUACCACCACCAUCUGGAGAUCCUCCUUUUUGGGACGUAUCCUGAGAAAAACGAAAUCGCAAUAGUGCAUAGAAUUGUGAUGUAAAGAUUGGAAAAUGGAAACUGCUGAUGCGGAAAACUUGGAAUAGAAACGGCUGAGAAAGCUUAUGAGUACCCCUAUGUUGCACAGUUUUCUGGCGACCGUGGCAGGACUCCGAAGGUGGCUGGGCCGGUUCACGUCCUGAUCUACUCCACACCGGCACCGAGUGAUUCUCGGGGAGUCAUUGGUUUGUGCCCGACCCCCGCGCCUGUCGGACGACUGUGAGGAGGUAAGCCCGAAGGUGUUUUAUUUCUGGUAUUGGUAUUGGGUGCCUGUCCGUAAGACGAGGUGGCAAUCCUCGCAGGAUUGGGCUAAAGACGUCUUGGUGGAAAAGCCUAGGCGCCGGCUGUAAGACGCGGCGAAAGCUUCGCUUGUCCGGCACUUGCCCCUCGCAGCGACGAGUAGUGGAGAGAUUGGUUGGGUUGGUCUGUUCUGUUUCUCUCUCUUUGUAAAUUUCUUUUUGUAUUUUCUGUUUCAUUUUGCAGUGGUAAAAUUGUAUUUGGUUGGUCUGUUCUAUUUCUCUCUCUGGAAAUCUCUUUUUGUAUCUUCUGUUUUAUUUUGCUGUGGUAAAAUUGUAUUGUGAUAUGAUGCCUUUUAAAACAUUUAAAGCACUUGUCCAAUCCAAUGAGAUAGUGCCGGGGAAUACCCCGCUGGGUUGUUUGGUAGGGAGAUGGAAAUCAGAAGGCUUUGAUCAAGACAAAUUACGAAAAGGAAAAAUGAUUGAUUUUUGUAAUCACUUGUGGCCCUUGUAUGCCUCUGAGGGAGGGCCAGAAUGGCUUUUAAAUGGCACAAUAGAUCACGCUGUGAUAACUCCCCUAAUGCAGUAUUUAAGGAAGAAUAAGAAGUGGGAGGAAAUACCAUAUCUGGAUUUGUUUUACUAUUUGGGACAAAAGACAGAGUGGCAGAAGGAAUGUGGUAUUAUGAUGUUAGAAGUCCAAAAUGAUGAGGAAUGUCUGGAAUGUAAGAAAAAGAAUGUGUGUGUGAGCUGUGCAGUUAAAGCCAACCGAGAGGAGGAGGAUUUGUCACUGUGUAUUGCUGCUUCCGCUCCACCUUUAGAACUAGAGGAAAGAGAACGGAUAGAGAUAAGUAAGAAAGAAUAUGAGGAUUUAGAAGAGGAUGAUGGAGAUGAUCAGGGUGAGGGGGAUGAUGAUACCGAAUCUUUAAGGACCCCAGGAGUCUCACGGGCAAAGGUUACCCUUCGUCCCCAAACCCCUUCCCCUGGUAGUUCCCGUAGUGUUCAAAGAACUCCACUUGCGGCUCUUACGCGACAGGGGAGACGGAAUCAGGGGGAGCCACACAUGAUUGCUCCGCUGAGGGAGGCAGUAGGACCCCAAGGGGAGCGGGUGCUAAUAAAGGUACCUUUCUCCCUGAGUGAUUUAGUGAUUUGGAAACAGACAGCGGGAAGCUACCGGGAGGAUCCAGAGAGAACUGCGUGUGUGGUUAAAAUGGUUAUUAAAACACAAGAUCCAGAUUGGAAUGAUUUGCAGGUGUUGUUAGAUACUCUGAUGGAUUCAACUGAAAAGGAUAUGGUAAUGCGCGCUGCUAAGGAAAGGGCUAGGGAGGCUAUACGGGCACAGAGGCUGACAGGAGUUACGGUGGGAGAAAUCGUGCCUACCGAUGACCCGGGGUGGGAUCCGAAUAGCAUUGAGGGGCAUCAGAGAUUGAAAAAGUUCCAGGAACUAUCGGUGCGCAGUUGGAGAGAGAACUGCCCCCACUGUACCCAGCGCUGUAUUGCUCAUACUUCACCAUAUAAAUUAUUAAAUUGAUUGCUGCUUGAAUAUUGGCAUAGUCAAGUUUCCUAUUUAUUACAGAGACUCAAAGACAAUGGAUGGGAGACAAAGAGCUCCUGAGGGCUUUCUGUAUUUUAAUCAGCCCCACGGUGGAUUUGGGGCUGGGUCCAGGAGCCUCAGGCACUGAGCGAAGGAUGAAGAAGCUGCUCAAGGAGUCAGGAGCAAAACUCGAAGUGCCUUGGAGCACGGCUGGGCCCCAGGGAGGGCAGGGAGUGCCAAAGGCUGCCCAGGGAGUGCUGAGAGCAGAUCCUUGAGGCCAGGAGUGCAGGGAGCCCAAGGCUGUGGGCAGGGAACUGCAAUGCUGAGCAAGGCCUGGCUUGGCUGCAGGAAGCAGAAAGGCCAAGCCCUGAGCCCAGCCUGGGCCAGCAGGGCCUGUCUCUCACGGCUGGCUCGGGGCUCUUUGUGGGGCAGGGGGAUGUCAGGGGCAGCAAGGACAAACUCCACCAACCCGUGUGACACUCCAGAUCCUCAGGGAACCGAGGGCCAGAGUGACACAGCGGGGCCUCAUGGAAACAAGAGGCUGUUGGGAGCCUGCGGGGCUCUGGCACCCCAGAACACUCAAAUGCUGGGGGUGACCAAAGGCUCCUUUACUCAAGUUUGGUGCAGAGGAGAAAUACCAACCAGAUAUUCUCAAGAGGUCAAAA